AGUAACUAUUGGCGCAAAAGAUAGAUUCCUCCAAACCAAUGAUAAUUGGUCUCGUGCGGAAGUUAGACACAGCUUUAGUUUAGUGAUAGAACAAUCCAGGAUUCCGGAGAAGUUAGUUUAGGACUAUCAAACAUGUAUUGGCUGUUGAAGUUUUCGUUGAGCUAAAAUGUGUCGGAUAUAAUAUUAAAUUUGGGUUUCGUAUGAAAGAUAAUUACAGGCCGAAACGUGAAUUUCGCCAGUUUAAACAAAAAAUCAUUAAUGUCGUCAGUUUAAUCUUCAAAGUUUUAAAGUAGGAGACGAACCAACGAUGGAUAAUUUGAAUCUUUUGGCCCAGGUUUUCCUGCUAAUAUGGAUAUGCCUAUUGGGUCACAUGACAACAGAGAGUAUCGAGCGAAAUGAAUCAUUUGUUGCUUGUGUUAACGAAUCUACGUUGGUGGAUUUGAUGAUCUAUGGCAGGGACGUGCGCGCAUCCUAUGAGUGUUUUUCUCGUUGUCAAUCGAUUGGAUCUAAAUUUUUGGGCAUUCAGACACUUGUCUCGCUCGCUCUCAUCCCUUGUAUAUGCCUAGAUGAAGACCUUGAGGAGAACUUUUUUGCAAAUACCUCUGUUCCGUUCAAUGAAUGUAACGUAAGUUGUCCCUUUAAUCCGUUGCUAUCAUGCGGAGCUGGUAUGCUAGUGUCAGUGUACAAAACCUCGGCAAGAACAUGUGAAGAUCCGGGUGUGCCGGUUAACGGAUCCCGGACAGGCGAUGAUUUUGUGAUUGGUAGUUCGGUUACUUACAACUGUUCAUCUGGAUUGGAGGCGGAUGGUCCCACAGUAUCCCAAUGCUGGUGGGUGGAUAAUAUCACGCUCGAUAUCAAUUGGACUUCCCCUCCUCCAGCGUGCGUUGACCCAACUAUAGUGGUCACCAACCCAAGUUCAACAGAUCCAACUGAGACAACUUCCCAGAUGACAACCAUUUUGACUGCGCUACCCCAUAAAGACAUUACGUUACCGGUCAUCAUAGCAAGUCUGGCGGUGGUCGUUACUCUCGUCGUCAUCAUCAUCAUCGUCGCAAUAGUAACAACUCGCAAGAAACGUAGAAAGCGAAGGGCGGACAUUUCAAGUGAACCAGGCCAAUCCAGUCUCCCACUCGACAAAACAAAGGCUCAGGUCCAAGAGACGACUCCAAGCAAGAAAGUAAAAGAUAAAGAAGGUGAAGCUGAGAGUGACUACCUUGUCCCAGAUGCGACACUCGUUUCCUCGACGAAGAACACCUAUCAAGGUCUCACCCUCCAACGUGUGGACGAGAGACCCCGACUUCCCGCACCGCCAUCGAUUAAAGUUGCUCUCACACCGGAAGAGACGUUCUAUCAAAAUUCUCUCAGUAUCGCUUUAAGCCGCUCGAAUGAAAAAUUGAAUAAAGACGUAAAGACUGCUCCAAAGGAAGUUGGCAAGCAUGAUAAAGGACAUGCGAGUAAGACUGUUUCUCCGCGCCACAACAGAUCCCCUGCCGGUGAUGGCGCUGUCGGGAAACAACAAGCGAAGAAGACGUCGUCCUUGCCUCUUCCUUCGGACGGGAUUUACCAGAAUACCCAGGUGGGCACCACGCCAAACACUCCAAGGAUGCCACCGACGGCACCAGAAAGUGAUGAUCGACGAGCAAGCCACGAUUUAAGCAGGCAAGCUGUACAGAGAAGUUCUCUCAAGCACACAGACUCUGUGGACUAUAUCACCCCAAAUGAAGUGAAUGGGGAAGAGGUGUACGAGAAUGCGCGUGUAAUGAGACAGCACCAAGGGCCUCGACGUCCCAUCAGCCACACUGAUCCAAAUACCAAUGUUGCUUUAGACGCUGGUGAUAGUGAUGGCGUGUAUCUUGAUUUAAUUUAGCCCCCAGUUGUUUACCAUAGAACUAUGAUCUAGGAAUACUUGAGUUUAACAUGGUUCUCAUGGUUAUAGGCAGUGCCAAAUUGAUGUUUGUCGGGUAUAAUGUAUUUCAAAGCCAACAUUGCAGUUUCAGUACCAUUUCAAGAUUUUUACAUGAUGGUUUUAGCACAUUGUUGAUAGGCCUACUGUUGGUGAAGUGAUGGGCUAAAAUGUAAAUUUCGAGACGACUUAGAUGUGGCUAAUCUUCCCAAAGCAAAGCUGAGGAAAGAUAAAGUUUAAUUUCAAUACGCCGAGGAAGUGAAGUUUGCAUCAUUCAACCAAACCACGUAAUUAUUAAGGCCACCGCACAUCUUACGACUGUUCGUGAUCCGAUUUUGGAACAAUCACAUUUUGCUC
Messenger RNA from Lytechinus variegatus (green sea urchin), 2260 nucleotides. RefSeq lists its product as uncharacterized. The coding region runs from base 308 to 1867 and encodes 519 amino acids. NCBI's taxonomy places the organism in Eukaryota, Metazoa, Echinodermata, Echinoidea, Temnopleuroida, Toxopneustidae. The record is from RefSeq and is a predicted model, not a curated record. The transcript has 6 exons.